GAGUGUUUCGGCACUGGCACAAUGGAGGUGGAUUUAAAGCAUGCUGGCACAGCUGCUUGGGCGAGGGACAUGGUGAAAAUAUCCGUAAAGACCCCAGCGAGCUGCUCUGCACUAGUGGAUUAUAUAAGAAAAUAUAAAUUACUAUCUAAAGGGAAUUAAUUACAGACACUAGAGAGUUGCAAUAUGCCAUAGUAGCAUCCAGUAUGUUGAAUCCAAAGAAGAAGAACCUGGAAUACUGUUGGUGGACUCCAAGUUCCAUAAUGCAAUUCGUGGUCGAUAAUGUUGGUCGAUUCGGCUACAGGCGGGAGAAGAUCAUACUGUUGAGAUAAUUUCAGCAUUGGAGCUCUGAGUCCGAUAUUGUCGCUGUCUGUGGUUUUAGACAGCCUGCCCAAUGCUCAAAAUGAGAAGAGCAACAGAAAAUCAAGGCAACAGUAGAACACUUUCAGAAUACUUUUCCCCAAAGAGUAAAGUGAAGGACCUCGCACUGCAGCAGCACUUCCUACCCCAGUUUACAUCUUUUCUCCAGGAGACUCCAAUGAAGCCCUCUCAGGUCCCUAACCGGCUUCCUCAACCACCACCCAGGAGAAUGUUGCCACUUCAAAGCUCUGAGCUGUGCCACCGGGACAGACUGGGUCCACCACGGCACCCUUCUCAUCCUUUGGGACCAGUCUAUUCAUCAGGGUUUGGUCCCGGCAGCCCAACUAACAUUGGUUACUCAGCGAAUAGGCCCCAUCCCAUGCCAAGGGGCAGACCGGGUCCUCUGCAGCACUCUGCUCAACCUCCAGGGUCUUUCUACCCACGGAUUGUUCCAGUCAGCUCAACUAACAGUGGCACUGCAGCUAAUAGGCCACAGCCAUUGCCUCCCAGAAUCUUUCACCCUGCAUCCCAUCAAUUCAUGAAGGAUUUAAGCAACCACUCCCAGUCCUCCCACAUCAGGAGAGAUCAAGGGAUCGAAUCCAAGGCCACUUUGUCUUACUCAGGAAGUAAAAAUGUAACGGUGCAAAGACAAGAAUCUAACAAGGCUCAAUCCAGCGACGUGAGGAGUACCAUACAUACUGUCCAGCUCCACAGGCCCCCUAUAACCCCAUCACUCAGCACCAGAGCAGCUCAAGAAGUUUGCCCGCUGCUCCUCUCAGACUCAGAGCACUGGAGUCCUGGUAACAACCAGUGGCCCCCGUGGGGCUACCAGCCUUCUUCAAGUAUCCAGUCUUCUGACAGGAGUAGUGGUUCCAGUUUACCCAUCAUGCACAGCCCUGUAGCCCCUUGCCAGGACCAUCAACAUAAACGAACACCUUCAAGUGAAAAGUUAAUUCCAGCAGUGGACUUGAAUUACUCAUCUCAGAAGAGGCACAGGGAGUUUGAGGACUGUGACGACAGUGCCAAGAAACUGUGUCUUCAGGGUGCAAACUCUGGCAAAGCACAGACACCAAAACCCACUGUUGGCAACUCGCUAAGCACUUCACUGAUGUCUCAGCCGUCAUCGAGGCAUUCUUCACUCUUGGAACUGUCACCCAAAACCACUGAUAGCCAUCUGUGCACAGAACCAGCAUCUGGCCAGUCAACAUGCGUGGAACUGUUAUCCACAUUUAAACCCACCCAGUCAUCCUGCGCAUCACUGUCACCCAAACCGUGUAUAAAGAGACGACCGUCAAUGGGGGCAAAGCAAGCCUAUUACACUCAGAAUCCUACUGUGAAGUUAAUAGAGUUAAGGUCACCUUCAAAGCCAGGUGAAGAACGUUUGAAGAAAAGAAGCAAGGAAAAUGAUAAAAGGGAUAAAUCAAGCUCUUUGUUACCCUCUGAAGUUCCCCAGAAGGACACUGGUAGCUUACCUCAGGAGGUGGAGGUGAGCAGAAAGUCAGACAGUAGCACUCCCAAACCAGCCUCAAAACCAAAUUCAGGUUCUCCGAGUUGUCGCACAGUAGAACGGAACAAAACUGCCCGCCCACGAAAAUCUGUUGCAAUCUCGAAUGAUAUAGAUGAGCUUUUCACCCCUGAUCCCAUGACCUAUGUAGUCAGCCCUUCACAUAAGACCGCAAAGCCCAAGAAAGAUGGGGGAACAAUCAAAUCCCCCACCCCAGAGAAUAGUUGUUCAUCCAGCAAUGUGACCAGCUCUACUACCCCAGUUACUGGAUCCCGGUGUCAUAAAACUCAAAACUUUACAGUAACCACUUCUCCUCAUGCAGUGGAUACCAAAGUCUCUUCUUCGUCAUCCGCACGUCACCAACAAAUGUCCUUGCCAACCGUAGCUUUAGAGUGGGUAAAACUUGAAAACUUAAGAUCCCAUUUCUCUAAAGACGGUCAGCUCAAAAACAGUCCCAUCACUUCUUCUUCAGGCAGGCAGCUUAAGGAUGAGAGUGUUAAAUCUCAUGAGAAGCACACAUCUCUUCUCCCCAACAAUGUGAGACCAGAUCAAACUUCUACAUCUCAUUGUUCUCAGUCUCCACUGCUGGAGAGGCAGGCAAGUGAAGGGAGUAGAAAGCAGGUGAAUGAAGAGGAUCCUAUAGAUGUGGAGCUGGACCUAGGCCUGAGCUUUGCAUUAGAUUUGGAUCUAACCCAGAGCUCCCAUAGCAGUGAGGAGGAGCAGCUGCUUUCCUUGCAGGAGAUGAUGGAGUGUGUUACCAAGCCUCCAGAUACACCGGAGAAGGGAGUCUUCUCAGAGCCUAGUACACCUGGACAUCACAGCUGCCAGUCAAUAACUCCAUUGCAAUCCACCACAAAGUCAGGCAUCUACAAGAACAACCUCGAUCAGAUGCUGAAGGAAAUUAAUACCAAUAAAAAAGCUAAAGAGAUUGAGACACAACUUCUAACUGCAUGUCAAGAGGACCUGUUGAGAAUAGCUGAAUAUGAGGAGGCUGAGGAGAACCGGGAGGAGGGCAUCUCCACUGAACAGCAGGAAUUCCUGCAGCGCUACUCGUUGAUGUCCAAUGCAAUCAGGGAAGUGCCUCCAGGAGAAGUAGUGUUCAACCUGGAGAAAUUUGGCCAGAUCUUCGACCAUGAUACACUGCAGCUCAGACAAUGCAUGGUCAAUCCACAGGGGAUAGCACAGAAAACGCUUCUUUGGUCCAGCCCUGCUCAACUGAGAUUGCAUGUAAAUAUCGGAUUGUUCCAGGAAGCUUAUGACAGUUGCUCACCCUGUCCAGCUCAGGUUACCCGUUUCCUAUUCAAGAUGAUGUCAGUCCAUAAUGAGAGGAUGGUAUCCGAAAAGAUACUACAGGCCCUCUGUGACAUCGCCUGCACUGCUGCUUAUCAGAUAGUGAAACAUGGAAGCCAGCAGUUUAAAGUGUGGGUGCCCACUCUGGCCGAUGUGGCGCUGGUCCUGAUGAAUAUGGGAGUUGCGUUUGUUACUCUCUUCCCUUUUGAGGAUCUGCAGCCUCCAUUCACAGAGGGAGAUUUGCUAGAGGACAUCUAUAUCAAAAGUGAGAGUCCCUCUAGUAACAAGGAGCAGAGCACUUUCCCUGAACACAACUGCAACAACAUCUUGAAGUACCUGUCUUACUGUAUGGGCCUCUGUCCACGGGCGUACAGCGACGAUGAGCUGCUGUUGCUGCUAACUGUGGUGGGAAGAUUGGGCCUGGACACACGGCUUAUCCUCCAGUCCAGUGUGGAACUGUACCCUCUGCAGUACAAAAUUGUCAACAACAUCAGGGACUGGGACACCAUGCUGCCCAGAAUCUGUCUGGCCCUUACUGAUCUGACAGAUGACCACCACAACAUGUGUCUGCUAGUUCAACUGCUGCCUGACAACACACGUGGAAAGCAACUGCGUCGACAUCUGAGCCUGUCUAUGAUCUCUAAACUGUUAGACGGAAAUUGUACUUACAGACCUACAGAAAAAGAGAUUCAGCUCUCUGAACUGAGGCUGUACCUAUCCCGUAUGCAACCCUCCACCCUUCUCCGAGGCAUGCUGACUUCCAGCAGGAGUCAGAAAGAUAAGGAAGAGGACAUGGCCACCCUAGAUCAACAGUCCUACUACCUCUGCUAUAGCCUUCUGACCUUGGCAAAUGAAGCUUCCAAUUUUCAGUUCUUCCCAGCUCAACAAAAGGAGCAACUGCUGUUUCUGUGCUCUGAGCUGGAAACUCAUGUUAAGUGUGACAUCAGAGAGAGUGAGAAAUGUCUUUACCGGAGCAAGGUAAAGGACCUAGUAGCCAGGAUCUACACCAAGUGGCAGAUGCUUCUUCAGAGGACCAGGCCUCUCCAUGGUAAGUUGUAUGAUUAUUGGCAGCCUCUGCCUGUGGAUACAUUGACAAGCAGCCAAGAAGAGCACAAGACGUACAACAAUGAUGAUGGAGAGGGGCCUGUGAUGGAGGAGGAUGAAGAAGAGGAAACAAGUGGAACUGAGGAGAAUGAGGUUGUAAUGAACGCAGAGGAAGAGGAGAAGGAAGAGGGAGACUAUACAAUGACUAACACAAACAAGACGGGGGACGACACGAAGCCAGAAGAAAUGGAGGGAGACGAUACGAUGAAUGACACAAACAGGACGGGGGACGACACGAAGCCAGAAGAAAUGGAGGGAGACAAUACGAUGGAUGUCACAAACAGGACAGGGGACGACACAAAGCCAGAAGAAAUGGAGGGAGACAAUACGAUGGAUGUCACAAACAGGACAGGGGACGACACAAAGCCAGAAGAAAUGGAGGGAGACAAUACGAUGGAUGUCACAAACAGGACGGGGGACGACACAAAGCCAGAAGAAAUGGAGGGAGACGAUAUGAUGAAUGACACAAAUGAAAUAGAGGAGGCGACAGAAUCGGUACAUGGGCAGUUGAACCAAGAGAUGCCAGAGGUGGAGCCUCAAGUGCAGUUUAAAGUGAUGGAUGAGCAAAUAGAGGCUGGAAACAUAGAACGUACUGAGGUGGAGACUGAGAAUCUGGUUAAGACACGAGAGACACUUCUCACCACAACCAGAUAGCAGCAUGUGAUUUAGUGUCAUAGAGAUGUUUGUUUUCAUGACUUUAAUAGCCAUCGCCUUAAUGUUAAGCUCAAUUUGCACUAUUUGCCUAUCCUCCUCCAUCCAUAACCCCCAAGUUUCAUUGAUAAUACAAAUGUUAAUUCUAUAUUUAUGAAUAAAACCAUUUUUGAAGAGAUAUCACAGUUUUUCUAGGGCUGAGGCCU
This is a messenger RNA of Siniperca chuatsi (mandarin fish), 5112 nucleotides long. RefSeq names its product SMC5-SMC6 complex localization factor 2 (gene slf2). Bases 392 to 4909 code for a protein of 1505 amino acids. The record is from RefSeq and is a predicted model, not a curated record. The transcript is spliced from 21 exons. Lineage: Eukaryota; Metazoa; Chordata; Actinopteri; Centrarchiformes; Sinipercidae.